UCUAGGCUGUCGCUAGCAGUCUAGCACUACCAUCGUCCCAAGCGUGGCAGCAAGCGCGCGGCAAUGGCUCUCCCGAAGCUACUUCCCUGCUUCCUCCUCCUGGUUCUCGUCACCGCUUCUUCUGCCACCUCGGAGUUGUCCGGCAGCUUGCUCAAGUGCUACCAGGCGCCUCCGGGCACCAACAACACCGCGCUUUUCGCAGAGGCGCUGCUCCCGCUCCUCGGCGCGCUCCCCUCCGUCGCCGCGCCGACGGGGUUCGCCUCCCUCCGAUCCGGCGGCACCAGCCGCGACCGCGCGUUCGCUCGGGCCCUCUGCUUCGGCGACUCCACUCCCCCGGCCGACUGCCUACGGUGCCUCUCCGACGCCGCAAGGAACGUCACCGCCGGCUGCGGCACCAGCCGGCUCGCGGGCAUCUGGACCGACGGCUGCUUCGUAGCCUACGGCACCGCCGACACCAGCGCCGACGCCUUCCGCUCGCGUGCCAUCAUCUCCCUCGGGUCCGACGUCACGCGGGUGACCAACGCCUCGGAGCCCGACCUCCGGAGGCUCGCCGACGUCGCGCUGUCCCUGGCGCCGCGCGCCGCCGCGAACGGGCCGCGGAUGCUGGCCACGGCGGACGCGACGGCCGUGUCGAACAACUACGCGUGGAGGAGCACGGUGCGCGUGCUGGCGCAGUGCGCGAGGGACCGCGCGCCCGCGGAGUGCCUCCGGUGCCUCCAGGGCUCGGCGCGCGAGGUGGGCAGGUGCUGCUGGGGCCUCGACCCGUGGCGCGGGGGCGUGGCGGCGGCCGUGGUCGGCUUCGACUGCUACCUCCGCUUCGAGGUCGCCACUGCAAAGGUGGCGCUGCCAGAGUUGAUCUGGCUGGCAAUGAAGGAUAAUCCAGUGUUCGUGGUCGUGUGCUUCGUCGCGACCUUCUACCUGGCAGCCGUGCUUGCGGUUUUGGUGCUCAUUACAAGAGCAAACAAAAUGAAACCAGCUCUACAAGCCCUAGAGGAGGAGAUUGCAGCCCUUCAGGCUCAAAUCAAGGCCGUCCACCUGCAGCUAGCGGCACAGACUAAUUAAUCACCACCUUACCUUGUGCCUUGAGUUGUUACUAGAUUAGGAGGCUAAGUACAUGCCGGCGUCAGCGGUUAGGACUUAGGAGUACUCGAGAUGGGUGUACUCAGUUGAUAGUAAUCUUGUGGUAAGAGCGCUAGCCUGCCUGUAAUAACAGUACACAAAUGUGUGGAUUGCUGCAUUUCUGAUGAAAAGUCGAAAACCCGUAUAUUUUUUACA
Messenger RNA from Lolium perenne, 1275 nucleotides. Lineage: Eukaryota; Viridiplantae; Streptophyta; Magnoliopsida; Poales; Poaceae. The record is from RefSeq and is a predicted model, not a curated record.